AUGCGACUCAGUGCUCGAAUGACUCUGUUCCUCUUGGUCGUUUGUGCCCUCGCGGUCAGCGCCGCUCCGUCCCCUCCGCCUAUUCAGUGGAGGGAGGUGUCUACAUUGCUGAGCCCACAAGCUGUCAAGCGAUCCGAGGCGAUUCGACCGCAAAGCUUCAGGGUACCUUUGCGCUUGUCCAAACGUGCAAAAAGCUCGACAGGCGUUCGAGAUGAACGUUUGCUUUCUCGCAAGGAGUCUGAUCGCGCUACCAAUGCUACCGCAUUGGAAGACCUCGGAAUGGACACGUUCUAUUCGGCCGUCUGGCAGGUCGGCACGCCUGCGGUUGAUGUACACGUACUCAUGGACACUGGAAGCUCCGCUCCGGUCAUAUACGCGCCGGAGUUCAUGAAAGGUCUUAAUGCGAGCUAUGCUCAAGAGGCGAGCGAGUCCGGAGAUGCUUCGACACUCCCUCCAGCUGAACUUCUCCAAGGAAAUGCGACCUAUGACUGGAACAACAGCACAAGUUCACACGCAGUGACCUUGCAGAAUGGCACUACGAAUCUGCAAGGAAGCGUCGCUUAUGGAUCAGGAGCGGAUGUUGGCUACGGCGUUUACUUGCAGGACACUGUCGAGAUUGCUGGAUUCAAAAUCGAGCAGCAGCCUUUUCUGUAUCUUACGCAAGGCACCAUAACGCAAGCUGGAAAGAAUCUAGGUGGUCUCUUCGGCCUUGGCUGGAGCGCCAUGGGCGCGACGGGCGACUACCCCUUUAUCAAUCCACUCGAGUACCUAUGGAGAUCCGGAGCCUUGGAAGAGCCCUUGUUUACUUUUGCUCUGCUUCGCAAUGUCGGCGGAGAAGAUCUUUCGGAUGGCCAUGAAGGUGCAGCCAGCGAUAAUCCUGGUGGGCUCUUCACUAUUGGCAGUCUUGAUCGAACACAAUACGACGGCGAGAUCGCCUGGGCACCUCUCGUCACCUCAGAUGCAUACCCUGCUCCGAUGCCCAAGGAGCUCGUAGGCAAGCCCAAUGGCUGGUUUGCGCAGAUCGACUAUCUCAAAGUCAACGGCAAGAUCAUCGAGACUUCGCGCAAAUUGCCCGCACAUUUUGACACUGGAGGUAUCGACAUGUCCAUGCCACCGUGGAUCACUGAUGACAUGUUUUCCAAAGUCAAAGGUGCGCGAUACCAGGAAGAAUUGGGAUACACGACGUUCCCGUGCUCCUUGCCUGGUGCCGGCCCGGCCACUCUCAACUUGACCCUCGCGUUCGGAGGGCAAGAGUUCCACAUCGAUAUGGAGGAUCUGGUGUCUGCAAGAAUGCACGACAGCAAAGGCAAGGUUGUGUGCAGGCGGAACAGCGCCUCGAAUGUCGACGCAAGCGCAGACGGUCCUGUACAACCUCUACUCUUUGGCGCAUCGGUACUCAAGAAUGUGUUUGCAGCCUUCAGAUUCGAGCCUCCUUCCAUCGGCCUCGCCCAUCUUUCUGGAAGCGUGAAAAGUCGAGAAGCACCAAAAGACGACGACCCGAACUUCAGUGAAGCACCGCCCGGGGCUACGCCGAAUGCCGAUGCACCCCAUGUCCAGCCCGGGCCUACCAUCGUCAAGCCUGAAGAUUAUCCAUGGACUAUUGUCACGCAAACGGCGUCCAAGCAGGUCGUUGACUGGCCCGCAGCAACGCUGCCCAACACCGCGCAGCAGCGUCUUGCCGCGGUGCCGACGGGUGCUUUGCCGGUGGCGCAUGGCAAGCUUGCGUCGAGCAGACUAAAGGCCGCCAAAUUUGGCUUGUAUGACUCGCUCACAAGCGCUGCAGCUGCUGCCCAGACGCACCGUCCAGGUCAAUCGUGGAACAUGGACUUUGGCAAGUGGGGCUCGCCGCGUCAAGACUGGAUGGAUACGCAUCACUUCAACGACGAUGAUGAGCCUUCUAGGGAUAUAUCUCUUGCAGCGCGCAUCGGCAUCAUUGUUGGUGCUGCACUGCUUGGUGCCAUCGUCAUCGGUUUGUGCGCCUUGAUCUGCAAACGACGUCGCAAAGUUACCAGAGCUCCACCAAUGGGACACGACGGUGCACUGCGAGGCAAUGCUCAGGCUACUACUCCCGGCGUCUUUCAGCGCAGCACCUACUCGGUCUUGUCUCGCGAAAAGAACGAUGCGGAGUCUAGAUACGAUGCGGAAGAAGCGCGUCAAGAGAUGGCUAGUCAACACUCCGAGUACGCUCAAAAGUACGAUCAGCCCAACUACGCGCACGUUCAGCAGACCAGCGAGCCCGACUUUCAAAAGCACGGCUGGACGCAACAUGGUGGCGAGCCAGCCGCCUUUCACUCGUGA
Messenger RNA from Ceraceosorus bombacis, 2298 nucleotides. The record is from the annotation of a GenBank genome assembly. NCBI's taxonomy places the organism in Eukaryota, Fungi, Basidiomycota, Exobasidiomycetes, Ceraceosorales, Ceraceosoraceae.